AUGAUCGCCACGGGUGUGUGUGGCGUGCUCGUGGUGCUGAUGCUUGUGAUCCUGAUCCCGGUCAUGGUCAACUCCGCCGGGACGCAAGCCCGCUACGAGAUGCUCGGAGCGUGUCAGAUGGUGUGCGAUGCCCAGGGGACCACCACGGCCAGGGCGAAAACCACGGCGGUCAAAGAUAACCGACUGAUUCAGUCACAGUUACCGACCUUCAUCCAAGGUCCGCCAGGACCGCCAGGAGAGCCAGGGCGCAUCGGUCGAAUGGGUCCGAGGGGCCAAAUUGGCCCACCCGGACCUAUUGGCCCCCCGGGGGAGAGAGGGGAGGCAGGACCCCCUGGGUUAGCCGGGUCAGGAGGAUACAACGGACCCACGGGGGGCAUCAGCGCAGCCACGUACAACACCGUCCCCAAGAUCGCCUUUUACGCAGCUCUGAAGAAACAACACGAAGGCUACGAAGUGCUGAAAUUUGACGACGUGGUCACGAAUCUUGGAAAUCACUACGACCCAUCCACGGGGAAAUUCACGUGUUCGAUACCGGGGAUUUAUUUCUUUGUUUACCACGUGUUGAUGCGCGGAGGAGACGGCACCAGCAUGUGGGCUGACCUGGUCAAGAACAACCGGGUGCGGGCCAGCGCCAUAGCGCAGGACGCCGACCAGAACUACGACUACGCCAGCAACAGCGCCGUGCUGCACCUGGAGCCUGGCGACGAGGUGUACGUCAAGCUGGACGGCGGCAAGGCGCACGGCGGGAACAACAACAAGUACAGCACCUACUCCGGCUUCAUGGUGUACGCCGACUGACGUGGCUAAACGGCUCCCGCGGCCAAACACACCGGGAUCACGGAUUGAUCAUUGACUUGACUUUUGACCGGAUAGUGUAAUUACUGAUGAAGAGAUGAAUGAUAAACAUGUGACUAUUCUUCUAUACCUUGGAUGUUAUCGAAUGGCAGCCUUGGCUGUGCAUAUGGGAAGGAUUCUUAGGAGUUUAGGAGUCCUGCUACAUUCGCUUUAAGUGAUAUUUUACUCUUAUGUCGAAGUGGUUUUUACUAUGGGUUUAUUGCAACUUUAUUAUGGCAUACCAUCAGUCCUUUCAUUGUCAGUGGAUUGACACGCUGAACUGACAGGCAGUGGUGAUAAAACUAAAUGUGACAAGAGAAAAUCGAAAACACAUAGUUAUAUUUCACUGUUAAAAGGAAGUCAACUAAAUAGUUAAGGGUUGUUAAGAUUAGAAACUGAAGGAUGUUACCAGCUCAAAUUAGGAAAUGGCUCCAUCCUGGGUGAAGAUGGUAGGAACAUGUAGCAAUGUGUAUGGUCAUCAUACAUGAGCCAGGGGCGAGGGUAAAGAUAGGCCUACUUCCAGGAACAGGGGUUUUGCGCCCGAGCUGCU
This is a messenger RNA of Gadus chalcogrammus (walleye pollock), 1384 nucleotides long. RefSeq names its product complement component 1, q subcomponent-like 3b (gene c1ql3b). Bases 1 to 798 code for a protein of 265 amino acids. The transcript is spliced from 2 exons. Lineage: Eukaryota; Metazoa; Chordata; Actinopteri; Gadiformes; Gadidae. Gene Ontology annotation, molecular function: protein binding. The record is from RefSeq and is a predicted model, not a curated record.